Annulohypoxylon truncatum is the source of this 1838-nucleotide messenger RNA. Its product is annotated as glycoside hydrolase family 125 protein. Lineage: Eukaryota; Fungi; Ascomycota; Sordariomycetes; Xylariales; Hypoxylaceae. The coding region runs from base 249 to 1796 and encodes 515 amino acids. The record is from RefSeq and is a predicted model, not a curated record. Gene Ontology annotation, biological process: carbohydrate metabolic process. The transcript is spliced from 3 exons.
CGGACCAUUCAAAGCGCAGCAUCAUGGGGAAUGGAGGUUGAAUCUAGACUUGGAUACGAAUGCCGGGGUACAGCUCCAGAAGAACCAAGCCAAGACUCUUGGCUCGUCCAUCGUCAAUCCAGGCACGAUCAAUCAAGACACGAUUCCCUCGUUUAAUUCCUGAUGACACCUCAACUUUUCAAUCGAUCCCUAUGGCAUCAAUUCCCCUUUCCUCACCACCAUACGAAAGGACAAUUGCGCAAUAAGCUAUGCGGUCGAGCGAUGUGAUAUUGUCGGCGUCCUUGGUAACCGGGAGUGUACUCGCUAGCUGUCCCAAAUAUUCGAGUUACUCCCUGUCGCGAAACCCACCUCUCUCGCUCGGUGCUUACAAGCUCGCCUACCAGCGACCUGCUCCAGAAUGUCGAACCUUCAACUCAACCCUAAUCGAAGACGCCAUUAGUCAAACGAAAGAAGCGAUAUACGAUGAAGACUUGUUUCGUCUUUUCGAGAACACUUAUCCGAAUACACUCGAUACGGCAAUAAAAUGGCGGGGGUUCGCAGCCAACAACUCGGAGGAAGAGUUGGCUUUUGUGAUUACUGGCGACAUCGAUGCCAUGUGGAUUCGUGACUCGGCGAACCAGAUAGCGCCAUAUAAAUCGGUGUUGAAGAGUGCGACAAGCGACAUCGCCUCGCUAUUCCGUGGGGUCAUCAAUAUGCAGGCACGAUAUUUGAUUAUAUCGCCUUAUUGUAACGCCUUUCAACCGCCGCCCGAGGCGAACAUAACCACUGAGCCGAAUACCGCCACGUACUCUGUUACGCCACCAUACGACAGAAGCAUAGUCUUUACUUGCAACUUCGAGCUCGACGACUUUGGGGGCUUCUUGCAACUCUCGCAUGAUUACUAUAAUGCAACGGGGGACUUGGACUUCUUUGGGAAGUUCCAAUGGAUAUCGGCAGUGCAGUCUAUUCUUGCUGCGUCAGAGGCUGUGCGAAAGCCUACGUAUGGUCCAGACGGCAAAUGGAUCCCGCCAGCAUACUCUUUCCAAUCCUUAACUAUGUCUGCUUCGGGUACAUUGGGCAACAACGGAAUGGGAGCCCCUGUGAACGACACGGGCCUGGUGCGGUCCCCUUUCCGCCCAAGUGACGACUCUGCCAUGUUCGACUUCAACAUUCCGGCAAACAUGAUGCUCUCUAGAUAUCUCGAGUCGACGUCGCAAAUCAUGGAACGGCUCCCAAACGCUCCUAAAGGUCUCGCGCGGGAGAUGAAAGACAUGGCCACCGAAAUCAGGGAAGCCAUCAAUCAAUGGGGCAUUGUGAGUGCGCCAAACGGUCAGAAGAUAUUUGCGUAUGAGGUUGAUGGGUUCGGCGGUCAAAACUUGAUGGACGAUGCGAAUAUCCCGUCCCUCCUUUCGGCGCCAUUCCUGGGGUACUUGGAUAAGAAUGACACCGUUUACCAGAACACGCGUGCUUUUGUCCUAAGCAGAAGCAACCCGUGGUGGUGCGUUGGCCCCUAUCUCAACGCCGUCGGCUCGCCGCACAUACGACCAGGUGCAGCAUGGCCUAUGGCGGCUAUUAUGCGAGCAAUGACCUCGGACAACGACUCGGAAAUCAUAACGGCGAUCACUGAGGUGUUGCGCAGUACCGAUGGAUAUGGACUCAUUCAUGAGAGCGUCGAUACAUUCGACACGAGCAAUUGGACUCGGCAAUGGUUCACUUGGGCAAAUGGACUUUUCGGCCAGAUGAUCAUGGAUCUGGCGGAGAGGAAACCUCAGAUCUUGAAAGAGAGCUUCCAGCCCUUUUUCAUAGAAAAGAAGUAGGGUUACAUACUAUUAAUAUAUUCGUAUUUCCAACUGUAUGAA